GUGCCUUUCAUCUGCUUCCUAGCGCUUCUUAUCUCUUUUAACCAAUAUAGGAGACCGUCGUACGCCACUUCUUCGGCUACAGAGCUCGCCGGAGUUUGCUUUCUGUGUCCUUGGAAAACUCGCUUGAAUUUGGGACUUAGUGUGAUGAAAUCUAAUUUUCCUUAAUGGAGGUGUCUCUUUGAGUUGCUCUAUCAUGAAAUCAGGGUACAAAGCUACAAAAUGAUGGUCAAGUAAGGAACACAUUCAUGUGAAGUUGGUGGCCGGUGUUUCCGAUGUAGGUUGAGUUCUUGUGAAGUCAUAUUGAACGAUUUUGGGAGUUUUGCAUAUUAACAAAACCCAGAGGACAAACAACGUCAAAGGAUUUCUGGAUUCCUUCUGUUAAUAAGGGUUUAUCUGGGCAGAAGUGUUUUAUGCAAUUCUGAAUCGAUGGCUCAAGCUGCACGGUUGAACCUGAGGAUGCAAAAGGAGAUAAAGCUGCUAGUGGUUGAUCCCCCACCAGGCGUUUCCUUUCCCUUUCUUUCUGAGAUGGAUAGCUCUUUAUCCUCUUUGUCAACCAUUGAAGCCCGAUUAAGAGGGCCCGAAGGAACGGUAUACAGCGAAGGACUUUUUACUCUUAAGAUUCAAAUCCCUGAGAGGUAUCCUUUUCAGCCACCUAAUGUAACUUUUGUGACCCCUAUCUACCAUCCUAACAUUGACAAUGGAGGAAGGAUCUGUCUUGAUAUUCUCAAUUUGCCUCCAAAAGGAGCAUGGCAACCAUCUUUGAACAUAUCUACAGUAAUGAUGAGCAUUGGCUUGUUACUGAGUGAGCCCAACCCGGACGAUGGACUAAUGGCUGAAGCUAGUAGGGAGUUCAAGUACAACAAAAAAGUUUUCGAUGAGAAGGCGCGAGAUUGGACUAGGAGAUAUGCUAAUCCCCAAACUACAGCGAAGGAUGUUGAUGACAGCAUAUUUCAAAAUCUGAAUAUGGAGGCUAAACAACCCUCUUCUCUUUCUCUAAAUCCCCACUCGGAAGUUUCAGCCGCGGAGAUGCUCCCAGAUGAGCCGGUUGAGGAGACCGAGGGAAAUAGGAAGAAGCUUCGGCUAAUGGGUGGGAAGCUAUCACUGAAAUCAGUAACACCAUUCAGAAUUACUGACGGUGAAAAUACAGAGAAUAAUGCUCCGAAUCAAAUGCCUUCUAUUGCUACUGGAAGUAUUGAAGAAGUCAACGAGAACAUGCUGAAAGAAAACUGUCGUGAAGUGGAGGAAGACCCAGCAGAUAUACGGAUGAUAAUUGUUUCAGAUAGUGAAGAAAGUGAGGAAGAAAUUUGCAGGCCAUAUGGAUCGAGGUCAUCUCUCAUGCAGAAAAGAACUGAGGGGAAACGGUGCGAUUAAUACCAGAAUUAUAUGGGAAUUUAGCUAUACAGAUACAACAGUUUUUUUGGCUCUUGUUAGAGAUUUUGAAUACGGCAGCCAUGAAUUCACAUUCUGCUUUUGUGGUAUGGAUAGCUAUAUGCAUUUUAGUAGAAUUUAGCCUGCGGGCUUCUGUU
This is a messenger RNA of Phalaenopsis equestris, 1526 nucleotides long. Its product is annotated as probable ubiquitin-conjugating enzyme E2 37. Gene Ontology annotation, cellular component: nucleus. Gene Ontology annotation, molecular function: ubiquitin conjugating enzyme activity. The transcript has 10 exons. The coding region runs from base 427 to 1371 and encodes 314 amino acids. The record is from RefSeq and is a predicted model, not a curated record. NCBI's taxonomy places the organism in Eukaryota, Viridiplantae, Streptophyta, Magnoliopsida, Asparagales, Orchidaceae. Gene Ontology annotation, biological process: DNA damage response; protein polyubiquitination.